CGCCCUCGAAUGCCUGACGAGGGGCACACGGCCCCCUCGACGCUGGCUGCGCCACUCCGGCCGAGCGAAUGUGACCGCCGCGGCAGGACUGGCGGGCGGCUACCCGUCUUGGCAUUUCUGGAGUCCGAGCGGCUGAAGCGCGAGAACGAACGGCUAGAAGAGCACGCACGCUCGCUCCCGCCGAGCCCCGCGGUUCGGUGAAAAGACCUUCCGGCGACGACACGAUGGCUUACGGAAAGUGAAAGCGGCGGCUGGAGCGGGCCGCCCCGCGACAAACACGCACGAUGGAGAGGCACGGCGAAGGCGCCCGCCCGCUGCGUGGUCAAGAUGAGGAGGCCAUCGUGGACCUUGGCAAAACCAGCUCUACCAUCAGCACCAACUUUGAGAAGGAGGAACUCGAAAGUCACAGGGCCGUCUACAUUGGCGUCCACGUCCCCCUGGGCAAGCAGAGCCGACGGAGGCACCGGCACAGAGGCCAUCGACACCACCGGAAGCGGAGAGACCGAGGAAGUGACCGGGAGGAUGGCAGGGAGUCUCCGUCCUACGACACACCAUCUCAGCGGGUGCAGUUCAUCCUGGGCACCGAGGAUGACGAUGAGGAGCACAUUCCUCAUGACCUCUUCACAGAAAUGGACGAGCUGGCCUUCCGAGAUGGACACCUCUAUGAGUGGAAGGAGACAGCCAGGUGGCUGAAAUUCGAGGAGGACGUCGAGGACGGCGGAGAGCGGUGGAGCAAACCCUACGUGGCCACGCUGUCCCUGCACAGCCUCUUCGAGCUGCGGAGCUGCAUACUCAACGGGACGGUCAUGCUAGACAUGAGGGCCAACAGCAUCGAGGAGAUCGCAGACAUGAUUAUUGACAACAUGGUGGCCUCGCAGCAGCUGGACGAGACCCUCCGGGAGAAGGUGCGGGAGGCCAUGCUCAAGCGGCACCACCAUCAGAACGAGAAGAAGCUCAGCAACCGCAUCCCCCUGGUGCGCUCGUUCGCCGACAUAGGCAAGAAACAUUCUGACCCCCAUUUGCUCGACAGAAACGGGGACGGCCUGUCCGCCUCGCGCCUGUCACUCCUGAGGCCGAGCCUCUCCGCCUCCAGCCUGUCCCUGCGGGGCGACUCGCGCCUCUCCCUCUUCUUUAAUACCCUCCUGUCGAGCUCCAGAGCGGGAAGCCCAGCGGUGUCGAGGUCGGCCACUCCGCAGCCCUCUCCUGCCAACACGCCGCCCGCCAGUCCGGGCCUCGGGCGCCAUGUCGGCGGACAGGCGGGCGGCGCCGACCCCGCGCCUCGGCUGCUGGUGACGUGCGCCGACAUCCCCGAAGUUGUGGUUCACCCGCCCGAGGAGGACCUGGAGGCCGCCGAGGAUGACCAAGUGGACCACCUGGCACCGCUGCCCCAACCAGGGCUUCUGACGUCCCCCCAGUCGUCCCCUGGAAUUAUUGAAAAUGUUACGAGAGGAUGUGACAGCAAGGCCAGCGGCUUGGGAGGUGGCAGCCGAGAAAACAGCACGGUGGACUUCAGCAGGGUGGACAUGAACUUCAUGAAGAAGAUCCCCCCGGGGGCCGAAGCCUCAAACGUCCUCAUCGGUGAGGUGGACUUCCUGGAGCGGCCCAUCAUAGCAUUUGUGCGCCUGUCUCCUGCGGUCCUCCUUAGUGGCAUUACAGAGGUGCCAGUGCCAACCAGGUUUCUGUUUCUGUUACUGGGUCCAUUUGGUAAAGGGCAGCAGUACCACGAAAUUGGCAGAUCCAUCGCCACUCUGAUGACAGAUGAGAUUUUUCACGACGUGGCAUACAAAGCUAAAGACCGGAAUGACCUGCUGUCGGGAAUCGAUGAGUUCUUGGAUCAGGUGACAGUCCUUCCUCCUGGUGAAUGGGACCCCACGAUACGAAUUGAGCCCCCCAAAAGUGUCCCUUCGCAGGAGAAGAGGAAGAUGCCCGCCUUGCCCAAUGGGUCGGCCCCCGCCACGGACAUCAUAAAGGACGAUGACCACCAUGCUGGGCCGGAGCUGCAGAGAACAGGGCGGCUUUUCGGCGGGCUGAUCCUGGACGUGCGGCGCAAGGUGCCCUUCUUCUGGAGUGACCUGAGGGACGCCCUGAGCCUGCAGUGCCUCGCCUCCAUCCUCUUCCUCUACUGCGCCUGCAUGUCCCCGGUCAUCACCUUCGGGGGGCUCCUGGGAGAGGCCACCAAGGGCAACAUAAGUGCCAUUGAAUCUCUGUUUGGAGCCUCACUGACCGGAAUGGCCUACUCGGUGUUUGCUGGGCAGCCGCUGACAAUUUUGGGCAGCACCGGCCCGGUCCUGGUUUUUGAGAAGAUUUGCUUUAAGUUUUGCAGCGACUACGGCCUCUGCUACCUGUCUCUGCGCACCAGCAUCGGCCUGUGGACGGCAUUCCUCUGCCUCCUGCUGGUCGCCACUGAUGCCAGCAGCCUGGUGUGCUACAUCACCAGGUUCACAGAGGAAGCCUUCGCCGCCCUCAUCUGCAUCAUCUUCAUCUACGAGGCGCUGGAGAAGCUCUUCGACCUGGGGGAGCAGUACCCCGUCAACAUGCACAACGACCUGGAGAACCUGACCACGUACACGUGCCAUUGUGCCAAGCCUGAAAAUGUCAGCAUGGAGACCCUGCAGCACUGGAACACAACGAAUGUCACAGCUGACGAGGUGCCUUGGAGCGAGCUGAAUGUCUCGGCUUGCCACCAGCUCCACGGGGUGUUUGUGGGACCCGCCUGUGGAGAGCACGGCCCCUACAUCCCCGAUGUCCUCUUCUGGUCGGUCAUCUUGUUCUUCACCACCUUCUUCCUCUCCUCCUUCCUGAAGCAGUUCAAGACCAAGCGCUACUUUCCCACUAAGGUCCGCUCCACAAUCAGUGACUUCGCCGUCUUCCUGACCAUCAUGGUCAUGGUGCUGGUGGACUUCCUUCUCGGCGUCCCGUCCCCAAAGCUGCGCGUGCCCGAUCGCUUUGAGCCCACGUCGAAGCACCGAGGCUGGCUGAUUGGCCCCCUGGGCCCGAACCCCUGGUGGACGCUGCUGGCGGCGGCCAUCCCUGCCCUGCUGUGCACCAUCCUGAUAUUCAUGGAUCAGCAGAUCACCGCCGUCAUCAUCAACAGGAAGGAGCACAAGCUGAAGAAGGGCUGCGGAUAUCAUCUGGACCUGCUGAUGGUCAGUCUGAUGCUUGGCAUCUGCUCGGUCAUGGGCCUGCCCUGGUUUGUGGCCGCCACCGUCCUCUCCAUCUCUCACGUUAACAGCCUGAAGGUGGAGUCUGAGUGCUCGGCCCCCGGGGAGCAGCCCAAGUUCCUUGGCAUCCGGGAGCAGCGGGUCACAGGCCUGCUGAUCUUCGUCCUGAUGGGGCUGUCGGUGUUCAUGACCUCCGUUCUGAAGUUUAUUCCGAUGCCAGUCUUGUAUGGCGUCUUCCUCUACAUGGGCGUCUCCUCCCUAAAGGGUAUCCAGUUCUUUGAUCGUAUCAAGUUAUUCGGAAUGCCCGCCAAGCACCAGCCUGACCUGAUCUAUCUGAGAUACGUGCCACUGUGGAAGGUCCACGUCUUCACCGUGGUGCAGCUCACCUGCCUCGUCCUCCUCUGGGUCAUCAAGGCAUCCGCUGCCGCUGUGGUCUUCCCCAUGAUGGUCCUGGCCUUGGUGUUUAUCCGCAAGCUACUGGAUUUCUUCUUCACCAAGAGGGAGCUGAGCUGGCUGGACGACUUGAUGCCCGAAAGCAAAAAGAAGAAGGAGGACGACAAGAAGAAGAAGGAGGAGAAGGAGGCAGCUGCACUCCUGUUCGACGCCGAUGAUGGGGACACCGUGCAGAUUCCAUACGACGGUGCCAGCCUACUGAAGAUCCCCGUGCAGAGCCUCAAGUGCAGCUCUGACCCCUCAGUGGUCAACAUAUCCGAUGAAAUGGCCAAAACGACGAUGUGGAAAGCUGUUUCGAUGAGUGCCGACGGUGCCAAAGUAAUGAGAACUAAUUCAAGCCCUGAAAAGACGGCCUGCAUCAAAAUCCACGUCGAAGACCCCCAAGGAGCCUCCUGCCUGGACACCGAGACGUCCUUGUGAACUGCAGCCUGGGGACACCCCCCCUUGGGCCCGUGGGGGGGGUCUUUGUCAUCCCAGAAUGCCAGCAGGAAGUUGGGGCACGUGGGCCUUGAAGGCGAUGGACCAGCCCAGCCAUGGUGUCACCCCUUCCUAAUUUAGGGGUGCUCUUGGUGCCCUCGUGCCAGUCUUCCCAGUCUCUUGGGCCCACUGAAUGCCCCCCGUUUCCUCCCGUUAGUUUCGUAUUUUUCUAAAUCUCAAGGCAGCGGAUGCUGGUCUUCCAAAGUCCUCCACUGAGUCGGCCGCUUUGAUUGCCCACACGUCUUUUAUUUUUUACUGUGUUCUUGUGUGUGCGCCAGUCAUCUGUGGCGUGGGUGGGCCUCGGUGCCCACUUUCCGUAUUUUAAACGUAGCCUGUGGCCUUUUGGUGACCGUGGUCCAGGUCGGUCUGGUCAGUAUGAAGGUGUAAGCGCGGGCACAUGGCCAUCCUGAAGCUGCCCCUUGGUGUUGUGCCCGCACUGAUGCCAGUGUUUGCUGACAAGACGCCUUUUAUUUAAUUUAUUUAUUUAAUGUGUGCUUUUAAUGAUCGUUCUUUAACUCUGCCAGCCGCGGCUCCUUUAACUUUGCCAGCAGCAGUACCAAGGGCAGGCUGGGUGGACGUCCUCGACACGGGUACUGGCCACAGGGGGUGACAGGUGGCCUAUGUGUCCUCAUCCUCUGUGAUUAUGUGUGCCCAUAGGCAGGUGCCAAGAGCAAUAAAGGCCUCAGGACGUGAGAGUGGGCACCACGUGCCAUGCCUGCUCAGUUGACGAGUAUGGUGACCUGUGACAGACACAAGGGUGGCACCUGCCCUGGCUGAUGCCCAGUAUUUACUGCUCACGUUUUCUUGCUGUUUUAUUUCCUGAGUACGCCUAGAGAUAUGUCGAUGGCACCGAAGCUGCCAGGCACUCGCCGGGUGACUCGAGCUGUCUUUUUUUUUUUUAUUGUCCUAACUGUGCCCUCGUUGUGCCGCUCCAUUUUGCUGCUUUUCGUCUGCGUGUCCAGCCGCCGGUCACUGCUGUCCAGUCUCCUGAAUGUCCAAUCAAAGCAAACUCGCCAGCUUUGGGUGUUUGUCACAGAGCAGAAUUGAAAUAUUUUUGGUAAAUUUUAACAAGUCGGUAAGAAAGCAAUAAAAUCUCGUUCUGUUGU
Molecule: messenger RNA, 5197 nt
Organism: Erpetoichthys calabaricus (reedfish)
Lineage: Eukaryota; Metazoa; Chordata; Cladistia; Polypteriformes; Polypteridae
Product: sodium bicarbonate cotransporter 3-like
Exons: 26
Coding region: 285-4034 (1249 amino acids)
Biological process (GO): bicarbonate transport; regulation of intracellular pH; transmembrane transport
Cellular component (GO): basolateral plasma membrane; apical plasma membrane; plasma membrane
Molecular function (GO): monoatomic anion transmembrane transporter activity; sodium:bicarbonate symporter activity; solute:inorganic anion antiporter activity
Source: RefSeq, a predicted model, not a curated record